AUGAUUCCAGCGACCAAACGCCCUAGAGAAGAAUACCCCGUCGCUUCUGUGCUGUCGGGGAAGGCUCUUGUUGAUGAAGGGGCUGGUAACGACCCUGAGCGCCACCAGGUGAAGCGCCUGCGCGGCGCGAACCCGGAGGCACAUCCUGCGCGGCGCUUGGGCCACCACUCUACUUGGCGCUAUCAUGCUAACGGAAAACCCCCGGCCCAUACGGGACACGAACACUCGCGUGGCGCUAACAGCAACACGUCGGGGACCACCCUCACCGGCGCGGGUGGCGCUGACCGAUCGCCUCAGCGUAUGCGAUCAAUGUAUCAUAAUCCUUCCGUCUAUACCACGGGGAACGCUCUUCCACUUUGCGAUGCGGCCGGAGGUCCAGAGAUGUCUCCGACCUUCACUGACGCCAAAGUUGAACCCAUCCAGCGCUGCGUCGCUGAGCUAGGGGAGCUGCCUUCGCACAGGGGCGAGCCUCCGCAAGGCUUCGUUGAGUCCGUAGACUCCGUGCAGGCUACAGUCGCCACAAAAGAGUGUCGGCCCUUCAGGGCAGCCAGGCCUGCAGCUGCCCCCGUCUCUUCUGAGCAAGGUCAAGUCGAGGAUGAUCAAGACAUCAUGGAGGUCGAGUCACUCUGCAUCGUCGACGGCGGUGACACCGGGAGCACGGUUCUACCUCCGAAGUCGAACGACGGCGGUGAGAGGAUGCACCAGGAUAUCGUACGCAUGCGACAGGACAUCAUGCGUAUGCAUGAGGAUAUGCUUCUCUUGCGCGCUUCCACAUCCUGUCUACAGAAGGAUGUCAUCGCCAUCAUUGGCCUCAUUACAGACAUCAAGGGCCAGCUUGCGAAAGCCGUGCGAGGCGCGUGA
Fomitopsis serialis is the source of this 861-nucleotide messenger RNA. RefSeq lists its product as uncharacterized. The record is from RefSeq and is a predicted model, not a curated record. The transcript is spliced from 6 exons. NCBI's taxonomy places the organism in Eukaryota, Fungi, Basidiomycota, Agaricomycetes, Polyporales, Fomitopsidaceae. Bases 1 to 861 code for a protein of 286 amino acids.